This is a messenger RNA of Grosmannia clavigera kw1407, 1245 nucleotides long. Its product is annotated as amid-like mitochondrial oxidoreductase. Gene Ontology annotation, molecular function: flavin adenine dinucleotide binding; electron-transferring-flavoprotein dehydrogenase activity. NCBI's taxonomy places the organism in Eukaryota, Fungi, Ascomycota, Sordariomycetes, Ophiostomatales, Ophiostomataceae. The record is from RefSeq and is a predicted model, not a curated record. The transcript has a single exon. Gene Ontology annotation, cellular component: cytoplasm. Bases 1 to 1245 code for a protein of 414 amino acids.
AUGUCGACCACAAAGAACAUUGUCAUUCUAGGCGGCUCCUAUGGAGGUCUCUCGGCCGCUCACUGCUUCCUAAAGCACAUCUAUGCCGAACUGCCCGACAAGGAGAACUACCAGGUCGUUCUGGUCAGCAUCGCCUCGCAGGUCACAUCGCGUCCUGCCGCGCCGCGUGCCAUCAUCUCCGACGACCUCUUUGACCAGAAGAAGCUAUGGGUCGACACCGCUCCGCUGUUCGAGAAUUACCCCAAGGGCAGCUUCCGCUUUGUCAAAGGUACGGCCACGGCCCUCGACCAUGCCGCUCGCACCGUCACAAUCGCUCUUGCCGGUGGCGACGAUGCUAAUACCGAGGUGAUUGACUUUUACUCACUCGUCAUCGCCACGGGAGCCACGACCAUCUCGCCGCUCAUGGGAUUCAACCACCACGACGAGGUGUAUCUCAAGGAGCGGUACGCCGAGUUCCGGGCCGCAUUGGCCAAGGCCAAGUCUGUCGUCGUUUGCGGUGGCGGUGCUACGGGCGUCGAGACGGCUGGCGAGCUGGGCGAGCACUUCAAUGGCCGGGCCUCGUGCUGGCCCUGGUCCGGGCUGCAGUCCAAGCUGGAGGUCACUCUGGUGACGAGCACGGAGCAGAUCCUGCCGGAUCAGCCGGUGGCUGUCGCCAAGAAGGCCGAGAAGAUGCUGGCCAACGUUGGUGUCAAGGUGAUCACAAAGACCAAGGUGUCGUCUGUCGUUCCCGAGGGCGCAGGCACUGAAGGCCAGCUGGCCACGCCCGGACGCGUGCUGCUCUCGGACGGCCAGGAGCUCAACGCCGACAUCUACAUCCCUGCCAUCGGCUACAAGGCAAACACGGAGUUCGUGACGGAUGCCGCCCUGCUGGCCGACGACGGACGUAUCAAGACGGACAGCAAGUCGCGCGUCAUCGGCGCUGGCCCACGCAUCUAUGCCAUUGGCGACUGCUCGAACCUCCACCGGCCAUCCCUCCCGCUCAUACAGGCAGCCGUUCCCGUCCUGGCCACCAACAUGAAGCGCGACUUCUUGGAGGACAUCGGCAAGGCACAGCCGGGUGCCGACCGUGAAUAUGUGCAGGAUACCAAGAUGACGCAGAUUGUGCCAAUUGGCCGCAGCAAGGGCGUCGGCAUCUUCAACGGCAACUCCGUACCGAGCUUGAUGGUGUGGGCGCUCAAGGGCCGUGACUACUGGGUGUGGACGACUCCGAACAUGUGGAGCGGCAAGCAGUGGAACAACAUAUAA